This is a messenger RNA of Musca domestica (house fly), 3328 nucleotides long. RefSeq names its product autophagy-related protein 9A (gene Atg9). NCBI's taxonomy places the organism in Eukaryota, Metazoa, Arthropoda, Insecta, Diptera, Muscidae. Bases 199 to 2643 code for a protein of 814 amino acids. The transcript has a single exon. The record is from RefSeq and is a predicted model, not a curated record. Gene Ontology annotation, cellular component: autophagosome; phagophore assembly site. Gene Ontology annotation, biological process: protein localization to phagophore assembly site; autophagy of mitochondrion.
UCGAACGACUGUUUAUGUAAAAAUAAAAAGUGUUGUUGUGCGUUGUGUUGUUCUUGUACUCACUCUCUCAACUCUCUGAGUUGUUGUUUCUGAAAACAAAGAAAUCAUCAUCAUCUAGCAGCGAAACAUAGAAUAUAUUUCGAAUUCAAAGAAAACAUUUCAAUAAUAAUUUGUGCGUCUACGUCAGAUCGAACGUCGAUGGCCCAUACGAAUGUGAAUUAUAAGACGUUAAAUGAAGAGCAGCAGCAGCAGCAGCAUAAAAUUAUGACUGAAGGUCAUGCCUACGAAGCGAACGAUGUGGAAGAUACACCAAGAAGCAGUGGUGUUCUUUUGCACACAGUGCCCGAAAUCAAUAGGGCACGAUGGAAUCACAUUGAAGAUUUAGAUUCGUUCUUUACGCGAAUGUAUCACUAUCAUCAGAAGCAUGGUUUCCUGAUAAUUGUGCUGGAGGAGUUUUUCCAAUUGGUGGAAUUUGCUUUUGUUGUGUGGUUGGUAACCUUCGCCGUCCAUUGUAUUAAUCAUGAUGUACUGUUUGGUCACACCAUGCCAGCGGACAAUCAUACCAAGAUAACGAUAGAUGAUGUUAUAAUACCCAUGGAUGUGUGUGUGGACAAUUUCAAUGGGUUCACCUAUUCGAUAUUGUUUGUGGCAGCUCUGUAUUUGUUAAUACGCACUAUCAAGGUGCUGUAUCACAUCUCCCAGUAUUGGGACAUUAAGAAGUUCUAUAACACAGCCCUGCACAUCGAGGAUGGCAAUUUGGAUAAUGUCACUUGGCAUGAGAUUAAAAAGAAGGUGCGUGAGGUCCAGGCGGAACAGCAUAUGUGCAUUGAUAAAGACCAUUUAACGGAUUUGGAUAUCUAUCAUCGGAUAUUGCGUUUUAAGAAUUAUUUGGUGGCCUUGAUGAAUAAGAAUUUGCUGCCUGUACGUUUUACCCUACCUAUUGUGGGGGAGGUGGUGACGCUGAGCAGGGGACUGCUGUUUAACAUUGAUUUGAUAUUGUUUCGCAGUCCAGGAUCACCGUUUCAAAAUAACUGGCAGCUACACGAUGACUAUUCGGUGAGGGGUAAUCAACGAGAGUUGGCCAAUCGUCUGUCAAAACUGAUUUUGUGGGUAGCUAUAGCAAAUCUGGUGUUUGCUCCAAUUAUUUUCAUCUGGCAAUUGGUGUAUUUUUCAUUUACCUAUGCAAAUAUCUUGAAAAAGGAACCGGGAGCCUUGGGCAUGAGAACUUGGUCGAAUUACGGCAGAUUGUAUUUGAGGCAUUUCAAUGAAUUGGAUCAUGAAUUGGAUGCCAGAUUGAAUCGGGCCUAUGAGUAUGCGGAUCGUUAUUUAAACUCAUUCUCCUCACCGUUGUUGGCGGUGAUUGCCAGGAAUAUUUUAUUUAUCACCGGUGGCAUGCUUUUGCUGAUAUUGGCCAUGGGUAUUUAUGAUGAAUAUGUCUUCCAAGUGGAACAUGUAUUGACGAUAAUCACUCUGUUGUCUGCCAUUGGACUGGUGUGUCGCAACUGUAUACCCAACGAGAAUUUGAUUUGGUGCCCGGAACAAUUGAUGAAUGCUAUAUUGGCUCAUGUCCAUUAUUUGCCAGCAAAUUGGAAAAAUCAAGCCCAUACCUCGAUGGUGCGACAUGAAUUUGGAAAUUUCUUCCAAUUUAAGGCCAGUUAUUUUAUCAAUGAGAUACUGAGUCCCAUUGUGACGCCUUUCCAGCUGCUGUUUGUCUUUCGUCCAAAGGCUUUGGAAAUUGUUAAAUUUUUCCGUAGCUUCACCGUUUCCGUGAGGGGUGUGGGCAAUGUUUGCUCCUUUGCCCAGAUGGAUGUACGUAAACAUGGCAAUCCAGAAUGGCAGCCGGGUGAGAUGUCUUCCCUGCACGCCGAUGUGCCGUUGGGUGAAAAAAUGCAAACGGCUGGCAAUAAUGGCAAGACGGAGUUGUCUUUGCUACGUUUUACGCUGACUAAUCCUGAAUGGCAAAUGCCUCCCGAAGCCGUGCAAUUUGUAAAUGGUGUCCGCCAGAAUGCCCUCACCGAUUUGAGUAAGCUUAAGAAAAAGGAAUUCACCUUGAAUCCCCUGACGGAAAGUUUGGUGUCGUUUGGCACUAUUGGAAAUGAAUACUCAUCGAUUGCCAAGUCAUUGCUGUUCCAUCACAAUGUCCACAAUGGUGAGGAGGCAAUGGGCCAAAAUCCAAAUCACUGCCAGUGUUAUUUUGAGCAAAUGCUACAGCAGGGCCUGGGAGAACAUUCACGUAUGCAGGACAAUAUGAGUGUCUCGCGACGCAUGAUGGGCACUAUGCGCCGUGAUGAAAAUGCCAAAAUAUUGGGGGCCUCCAAAAUGGAGGGUAGCAUUAAUGGGCCAUCAGAGUCGUUAAUAUGCAGUCUCUAUGGUCCCGCCAGUGCAGCAUGCUAUGAUAAGCCUCAAGAUUUAACCGUAGCCGAUAUGUGUCUCAGUGUCCUGUAUUUGCAUGAAAUGCAUCACAAAACUGUACAAGAAAACCCAAUGUUUAUUGCCGAAGGCGAUGAACACCACCAGCCACCAUCAGAUCCUGGCACAGAGGUGAAUGUGAUAAGACCUGGUACCUCAACGGAUACCAUUGUCACCACAAACUCUGCCUCCGCUGCAGCGGAAACAACUCCUCUGUUGGGUUUAAGGUCAUAGCAUAAACAAAUUUGGAUUUAAGUCAUCAUUAGCAUCAGCAUCAAUGUCAUCGUCUGCACGUCAAAUGAUCAAAAAUAAACACAACUUGUUGUUGUUUGUUUUUGUCGUCGUCGUGAUGAAUCGUUAUCCCAUUUGAUGAAAUAACUUCCAUGGAAAAUUUCUACAAACUAUACUCAAGUGAUUCGCUCACAAACAGAUUCUAAAGGAAAUCGAAUGAUGGGAGAUUUUACUACUCCUGGAUGGGAUAGACGGACGGGUGAACGCAAAGUUUCUACAAAACAAAUCAAACGAACGAACACCAAUGAAGCCUAACUCUCUACAGUUCGAUGAUGAAAUGAAAAACAAAAAACGCUUAAACUUAAGUAUGUAGAUAUGUUUCUCAUUUACUUUUUUUUUCUAAUUAUAUUUUUAAAUAAUGUAAUUCAAGUGAUGUAAUGUAUGUACGAAAGUUCUUGUUUUUUUUUUUUGGUAGUGAUCAUUUUAUUUUGAACUCAAAUCUUUAAAUUGAAUGUGAAAUGCCAUAAACGAAGAAAACAAACAAAGUACACGACUCUAAUAGGUUUAUAACGAAAACGAGAGAAUAAAAAAAAAAUAAAUAAAUGAAAAAAAAAUUUAAAAAAAUGUAUUAACAAAGUUUAUUGAUGAUAUUUCACUACUAAUAAAAUGAAUUAUGUUAAAAUUAAAA